Cotesia congregata is the source of this 801-nucleotide messenger RNA. The record is from the annotation of a GenBank genome assembly. Lineage: Eukaryota; Metazoa; Arthropoda; Insecta; Hymenoptera; Braconidae.
AUGGAUAAUAGUUUACCUUUAAUUGGAGUUUUCUCAAAAGUCACUCAAGUUCGUGUUAAGAGAGAAAAUGGUUUUUUGGGAGUCACUCUCCGAGGUGGUGAAGCAACACCUCUUAUUAUCACAGGUAUCAAGCCAGAUGGUCCAACAGCAAAAGAAGGCCACGUAAGACUAGGUGAUAAACUUCUCGCUAUUGAUGACAUCGAAUUACAAGGAUUAAGUCUUUUUGAAGCACAAAAUGUACUAAAAAGAAGUUCUGACUAUCCAAUUGCAUCUCUUACCAUCGAAUACAAUGUUGCAAGUAUGGCUGAAGUUCGAACAGCUAUUCCAGGGCCUCUUCUUAUACAGUUGAAACGUACUUGUCCUGGUGAGCUAGGCUUGACAGUACGAGACAAUGCAAAUGGUGUUUAUAUAGAGAGUCUUCGUCCCGCGAGUGCCGCUGAUCGCUGUGGUGCAAUACAGCCAGGUGACAAACUUCUUGCUGUAGAUAGCACACCAAUUUAUGAUGCCAUAACUGCGAUAAAAGUAUUAAAAGACGUUUCUAAGACCUAUCGAAUUGUUAAAAUACAAAUAUUACCUCAGAUUUUAAGUACUUCUAUGAAAACGCUUAUGAAGAGAUCUAAAUCUCAACAGUUAUUCGGUGUUGAUAAAACAAUUUUUACCGAAGAAAAUCUCACUGUGUUGUUAAGAUCUGAUCAUCAAGGAUUUGGAUUUGUUGUUAAACUAUCUGAUGAUGGAAUGAAUUAUGUAAUUAUGGACUACGAUACUCACAUCAUAAUUUUUAUCAUCUGCCUUAUGCGGUGA